Penicillium olsonii is the source of this 1017-nucleotide messenger RNA. Lineage: Eukaryota; Fungi; Ascomycota; Eurotiomycetes; Eurotiales; Aspergillaceae. The record is from the annotation of a GenBank genome assembly.
AUGGACGCCUUAUUCUGCAUUCCGAUGCUCUCGGUCUUCCUGAUUCCAGUGCUCUCAUCCUACAGCACUACCCUGAACUUCUUGUUCUUUUACAUGACAUGGUCCACACUGGUGUUAUCACACACCCCUCUCAGGGUCGAGAUGUUUGGAACGAUCGCUGUGAGACUUAUAUUCUAUGCAUUGCCGUCUAUCAUCAUGUUCCUAUUCGACAUUCUGACCCCUUCAGCCUCAGUGGUCAUCAAGGCGCAAGGCGCGACUGGUUUGCCCGGUGGUAAACGAAGACGCAAUAUCCGAGUGCGUGAGCUCAAGAUCGCUGGUUGGUCGCUGCUCAACCUGUUCAUGUCCAUCAUGCUCCAGUGGGUAAUCGAGGCUCUUUGCGUGAAGGCAUUCAAGAUGCGCAGCACGGUGAAGGUGGCUCUUAAGCUUCCGAUGCCAUAUGAGAUGGUCCGAGAUUUGAUCCUAGGCUUGCUGGCUCGCGAGGCUCUUACGUACGGGAUUCACCGUUAUGCUCUUCAUGAGAGCAAUUCCAUCUUGACCAAGUUCCACCACUUCUGGUACCACCAGCUUCAUGCUCCCUUCCCAUUGUCCGCGCACUAUGAUCACCCACUCACUUAUCUGUUGUCGAACUUCAUCCCAACCUAUUUGCCGGCCGUGAUGUUCCGCUUCCACAUGCUCACCUAUCUGAUUUAUCUGGUGAUUAUCUCUGUUGAAGAGACCUUCGCCUACUCUGGAUACACCGUCAUGCCAACCAACUUCUUCCUGGUUGGCAUUGCACGUCGCAUGGACAUGCAUUUGCUUACAUAUGGCGAGGGUAACUUCGGUCCUUGGGGCAUCAUGGAUUGGAUUUUCAAGACAACCGUCGGAGACGCUGAGCUUAUUGAUGAUGCGACGGAUGAUGCUGAAGAGCGGGAGCGUGAGGCAAGGGCCAAGCGAGCAUAUGAAGCUGCUCAAAAGAAGAGUAAUGCGAAUGUGAGGCCAUCGAAAGUUCAAGCACAGUCAGUUCGUGGUCGGCGCUGA